Talaromyces proteolyticus is the source of this 2079-nucleotide messenger RNA. Its product is annotated as putative C6 finger domain protein. Gene Ontology annotation, biological process: regulation of DNA-templated transcription. The coding region runs from base 1 to 2079 and encodes 692 amino acids. The transcript has 2 exons. The record is from RefSeq and is a predicted model, not a curated record. NCBI's taxonomy places the organism in Eukaryota, Fungi, Ascomycota, Eurotiomycetes, Eurotiales, Trichocomaceae. Gene Ontology annotation, molecular function: zinc ion binding; DNA-binding transcription factor activity, RNA polymerase II-specific.
AUGAAUACUAUAAGAAAUACAGACCACCAAGCUGCAGAAGGCCUGGCUAGCUUGUCGAAAAACUACGGUGACAUGGACCCCUACCAAAGCGAUGUCAUGUCUCAGCAGGCAUCCCCAGGUCAACCUGCGCCCAAGAACGUCUCGUUCGAGCUUCUUCUAGAUGAGAACUCGAAAGUCCGGGCUCGCAUUCCUAUGCGAGUGCAAAUCUUUACUCAUGACACAACUGACUCGAUUGUGACUACCGUCAAAAAUUUCUACGGCAUCUACGAUGGCGUCGCUAGUGGGGUUAGUUUCGAAGAUGAGCACGGUACUACGCUUAUUGCGAGGUACGAAAAUCUUAGGAAUAACAUGACGGUGUAUGUGCGGGUAAUUCCCGUACAUACUUAUUCCAAUAGCUACGAACAACACUAUUAUGAAGUUGCUCCACUGGACACUCGCAAGCGCCCUAGCCUUGAGGAGCCAUUUCAGAUGGCACCACCUUCACAAGCUGCUCAGGCUCCUGAGUACGUCAGACCGCCUUCUCGUCCUCUAUCACGCACUCACAGAACGAGCAUCUCCCCGUCCGGUAGAGGUCGUCGAAGUGCUUCACAGCACAAAGGGCCCUCAAGGACCGGGAACAAGAGUAGAGGGUCCAGUGCUCAUGGUAGCUUUGUCGAAGAGCCUCUUGCUGGAUAUAGUGACAGCGAAGGUGGGCAUGGCUCAAUUAGUGGUUCUAGAAAAGCUAGGAGCGAACAGUUUGCCAGCUCCGAAAUUAGCAUGGAGAACAUUGUCCAGGAAAGUCGUCGCAAGAAGCCCAAGUUCGAAAGUUCGGAAUUGCCACUUUUUGCGCCUCCUCAAGUGCCUUUGACAACCUCCACGUCCUCAAUAUCCCCUCAACGACGAUCGACUGGGCAAGACGGUGAACCGUCUCCCUUCGCUCGGCCUGUUCAGCGUCCAUUUAACAACAGACACCCAUUGCCCUCACCUCAGAGCUAUGGAUAUAAUGAAAAUGCGUAUGGAAGCAGUUCAACCAAGAGCUCUGUCUAUUCCACUCCAAUCUUUCCAGAACAUGGACAUCGACUGCGUCCCUCUGGCGGGCCCUACUCGGGCUCUGGCAAUCACCAAACGGUUCCCGGCAUUCUACCAACACCCGAUCCUACUAUCGCCAGUUGCAUCUCUGACGAAGAUGUGGCCAUGCAGCUGAUUCGUCUUGGCGAUGCAUCCAACUUUUCCCAUGGUCGCAACUCGACAUCGACCUUGGAUGAUGCCUUCAGCGGCGCCGCAGAUGCUUCCUCGACGGGGGCCACAAGCGAUGGAGAGUUCAGCGAGAAUGAAGAUGAGGAUGAACUGCCUGCCCGAUCGAGGCAGCGCCUCGAGUCAAGUCCAAUCCUGCCUCCUGGACACAUCAAACAACACCACAAACAAUUGGAUGAUAUUUUACCCAGCUAUGACAGCACAGAACCUAGUGGAGAUGAAUAUGACAACGAACCCCACUACGGUAGCCAUGUGAAAGACGAAUAUGUUGAUGAGAAUAUCGACGAACUUGGUGCACCUCGUGCCAAAAAGCAAAAGACAAAGUCAAAUGGCUUUUUGUCCAGCAAGAGCCGCAUGCAGAAACCCAAUUCCUCACGAAAUGGCAAAACUGUCAAGAGCCGGAAUGGUGCUAUGUCUCGCAAGUCCAAGUCGGGUCUAUCGACAUCAAUCGAACCAAAGACAGAGACAAUUGUCCAAGCAUUAAGCCCUACUCCGUCUCGAAAGAUAUCAGGGUCUGCUGCUAACUUCCAGCAUCCACUUGCUGCCGAUGAAGAAGACCUUUCUACCAAGCCUCGUUGUCAGCGAUGCCGUAAGAGCAAGAAGGGCUGCGAUCGUCAACGCCCCUGUGGCAGGUGCAAGGAUGCCGGGAUUGGCCUUGAUGGUUGUAUCAGCGAGGACGAGGGCAAUGGGCGCAAGGGUCGCUAUGGACGCCAUAUGGGUGUUCCUGUCAAAAAGGUGCUCGAGCCAAUGGCAACAAGUGAAGUCGCUGACAUCCCAUUCUCGGCACCUAUUAUCAGCCCGCCGCCCACGAGUCUGGCAGAUAAGAAUAAGAAGCGUAAACGCUAA